ACGCAAAAACGCGCAACGCUCUCGCAAACCAAAAUAAUUUUGGAAAAUUUAUAUAUUACUAACAAAAAAGUCUCAAAACAAUUGCACGACAUUGCAAAUAUGUCGAAAGCAGAGCCCGCCACAGUGGAAGCCGCCGAGGAGAACUCGAAUGAGACAACUUCAGAGACGGCGACUAGUUCCUCGGGUGAAAAGGAGGCCGAGUUUGACAACAAAAUUACAGCUGAUCGCAGUAGACGCUUUGACUUUCUGCUAAAGCAAACGGAAAUUUUCACGCAUUUUAUGACAAACAGCGCCAAGAGCCCAACCAAGCCAAAGGGCCGACCCAAAAAGAUCAAGGAAAAAGAAAAGGAUGUGGCAGAUCACCGGCAUCGCAAAACGGAGCAGGAGGAGGAUGAGGAACUGCUGGCUGAAGAUUCCGCAUCCAAGGAGCUGUUUCGUUUCGACUCCUCGCCGGCUUAUAUCAAAGGCGGCGAAAUGCGUGACUAUCAAAUACGUGGCCUCAACUGGAUGAUAUCGCUAUAUGAGAAUGGCAUCAACGGCAUAUUGGCCGAUGAAAUGGGUCUGGGCAAGACGUUACAGACCAUAUCGCUGUUGGGUUAUCUCAAGCAUUUCAAAAACCAAGCGGGACCACAUAUUGUCAUAGUGCCCAAGUCUACGUUGCAGAAUUGGGUAAAUGAGUUCAAGAAGUGGUGCCCAUCAUUGCACGCUGUGUGUCUUAUAGGAGAUCAGGAUACGCGCAAUACUUUCAUACGCGAUGUGCUGCUGCCAGGCGAAUGGGAUGUCUGUGUUACCUCCUAUGAGAUGUGCAUACGUGAGAAGUCUGUAUUUAAAAAGUUUAAUUGGCGCUACAUGGUCAUCGACGAGGCGCAUCGUAUUAAGAACGAAAAGUCCAAAUUGUCGGAGAUACUGCGUGAGUUCAAGACUGCCAAUCGUCUGCUCAUUACGGGUACUCCGUUGCAAAAUAAUCUGCAUGAAUUGUGGGCGCUGCUUAACUUUUUGCUGCCCGAUGUGUUCAACUCCUCGGAGGACUUUGACGAAUGGUUUAAUACAAACACUUGCCUGGGCGAUGAUGCGCUUGUCUCACGUCUACAUGCGGUCCUGAAACCAUUUCUGCUGCGUCGCUUAAAGGCUGAGGUGGAGAAGCGCCUGAAGCCCAAGAAGGAAGUCAAAGUCUAUGUGGGGCUAUGCAAAAUGCAACGCGAUUGGUACACCAAAGUGUUGCUCAAGGACAUAGAUAUUGUGAAUGGAGCAGGCAAGGUGGAAAAGAUGCGCUUGCAGAAUAUUCUCAUGCAGCUGCGCAAGUGCACCAAUCAUCCGUAUCUGUUCGAUGGCGCCGAACCGGGCCCACCCUACACUACAGACACACAUCUGGUGUACAACUCCGGCAAGAUGGUCAUUUUGGAUAAGCUGCUGCCCAAGCUGCAGGAGCAGGGCUCGCGUGUGCUCAUCUUUUCGCAGAUGACACGGAUGUUGGACAUACUUGAGGAUUACUGCCACUGGCGCAACUACAACUAUUGUCGUUUGGAUGGUCAAACGCCACACGAGGAUCGUAAUCGCCAGAUACAAGAGUUUAAUGCGGAUAAUAGUGCCAAGUUUAUAUUCAUGUUGUCCACGCGUGCUGGUGGCUUGGGCAUCAAUUUGGCCACUGCCGAUGUGGUCAUUAUUUAUGACUCCGAUUGGAAUCCACAAAUGGAUUUGCAAGCCAUGGAUCGUGCGCAUCGUAUUGGUCAGAAGAAGCAAGUGCGUGUAUUUAGGCUUAUCACCGAGAGCACAGUGGAGGAGAAGAUUGUGGAGCGUGCCGAGGUCAAGUUGCGUCUGGACAAGAUGGUUAUACAAGGUGGUCGUCUGGUGGAUAAUCGCGCGCAGCUAAACAAGGAUGAGAUGCUCAACAUUAUACGCUUUGGCGCCAAUCAAGUGUUCAGCAACAAGGAAACCGACAUAACCGAUGAGGAUAUUGAUAGCAUCUUGGAGCGCGGUGAGGCCAAGACGGCGGAGCAAAAGGCCAAUUUGGAUGCCAUGGGUGAAAGCUCGCUGCGCACAUUUACUAUGGACACCAAUAAUGGCGAGGCGGCGGGCACAUCCUCCGUCUAUCAAUUCGAGGGCGAGGACUGGCGUGAAAAGCAAAAACUGAAUGCAUUGGGCAACUGGAUCGAGCCGCCCAAGCGUGAGCGCAAGGCCAAUUAUGCUGUGGAUGCAUAUUUCCGUGAAGCGCUGCGAGUAUCCGAGCCGAAGGCACCCAAAGCGCCGCGUCCACCGAAGCAGCCCAUUGUGCAGGACUUUCAAUUCUUUCCGCCACGUCUGUUUGAGCUGCUAGAUCAGGAGAUUUACUAUUUCCGCAAGACUGUGGGCUACAAGGUGCCCAAGAACACAGAGCUCGGCUCCGAGGCCAGCAAGGUGCAGCGUGAGGAGCAGCGUAAAAUUGAUGAAGCCGAACCGCUCUCCGAGGAUGAAGUACAAGAGAAGGAAAAUUUGCUCUCACAUGGCUUUACAGCCUGGACUAAGCGUGACUUCAAUCAAUUUAUCAAGGCGAAUGAGAAGUACGGACGAGAUGAUAUUGAAAACAUUGCCAAGGAUGUGGAGGGCAAGACGCCAGAGGAAGUUAUCGAGUAUAAUGCUGUGUUCUGGGAACGCUGCACCGAGCUGCAGGACAUUGAGCGCAUAAUGGGACAAAUUGAGCGCGGAGAGGGCAAAAUACAGCGUCGACUGUCCAUUAAAAAGGCGCUGGACCAAAAGAUGUCACGCUAUCGAGCGCCUUUCCAUCAGCUGCGUUUGCAAUAUGGCAACAACAAGGGCAAGAACUAUACAGAAAUUGAGGAUCGAUUCUUGGUUUGCAUGCUGCACAAGCUUGGCUUUGACAAGGAGAACGUAUACGAGGAACUGCGUGCCGCCAUACGUGCAUCGCCGCAAUUCCGUUUUGAUUGGUUUAUCAAAUCGCGCACUGCGCUGGAGCUGCAGCGUCGUUGCAAUACCUUGAUUACGCUCAUCGAGCGCGAGAAUCUGGAGCUGGAGGAGAAGGAGCGUGCCGAGAAGAAGAAGAAAGCACCCAAGACUCCAGGCGGCGGCAGCAGCAGCAGCUCAAGCACACCAGCGCCAACGCCGCAGGCCAAAGCAAACCAGAAACGCAAGAGCGAAGUCGUGGCAACCAGUUCCAAUGCCAAAAAGAAGAAGAAGUAAAUGUCUCAACCUGGACGCAUAUUAAACACUUUUCCUUUUACAUCAACAUUUGCAUGAGAUUCAGCUACGCACAGCAUUAAUUGUAGUUUAAUAGACACAAACAAACACAUACAAAAAGCUCUCACACAGACACAGACAGACACUCACACAGACAGCUAAUGCAUACUUAAUAGCAGCAUACAUACAUACAUAUAUAUUUAUAGUUUUUAGUGCGAGCCACUAAGGCCGCCAACUUAUAAUACAAGCAACAAUUUCUUAAUUUUAUACUAUAUUAUUAAAAUUAUAAUUAUACAUAUAAAUG
This is a messenger RNA of Drosophila busckii, 3475 nucleotides long. It is a transcript of the gene Iswi, whose product is annotated as chromatin-remodeling complex ATPase chain Iswi. Gene Ontology annotation, cellular component: nucleus; chromatin. Lineage: Eukaryota; Metazoa; Arthropoda; Insecta; Diptera; Drosophilidae. The record is from RefSeq and is a predicted model, not a curated record. The transcript has 6 exons. Gene Ontology annotation, biological process: nucleosome organization; regulation of transcription by RNA polymerase II. Gene Ontology annotation, molecular function: ATP binding; ATP hydrolysis activity; ATP-dependent chromatin remodeler activity. Bases 100 to 3174 code for a protein of 1024 amino acids.